This is a messenger RNA of Toxotes jaculatrix (banded archerfish), 2564 nucleotides long. It is a transcript of the gene tat, whose product is annotated as tyrosine aminotransferase. Lineage: Eukaryota; Metazoa; Chordata; Actinopteri; Toxotidae. The coding region runs from base 132 to 1571 and encodes 479 amino acids. The transcript has 12 exons. The record is from RefSeq and is a predicted model, not a curated record. Gene Ontology annotation, molecular function: L-tyrosine:2-oxoglutarate transaminase activity; pyridoxal phosphate binding. Gene Ontology annotation, biological process: aromatic amino acid metabolic process; biosynthetic process.
UAGGCAGGGCUCAACACCCAUUUCUGAGGAUCUUCUAUAAAACCGGCUUAAUACAUUCCGUACACUUCAUUUCAUGUAAUUAAUCUGCGCUGCAGCUUUUUUCUUUGGAGAGACUCUGUGUUUAAUAUUCAAUGAGUUCCAGGAUGGAUAACAAGUCUUACUUGGUUCAGAUGAAUGGGAAUGGCGUCCACGGCAAAACCACACUCAGUGCCAAAACCCUGAGUGGGAACGGAGUCAAUGGGAAGGGACUACACGGGAACGGCAUCCACCAUGUCAGUGUGAAUGGCAGCUUGUAUCCAGCCAAAACCAAGAGCCGCAGGCAGAGGUGGGAAGUGAAGCCCUCAGAGAUGGCCAACAACACGCUCAAUCCCAUCAGGGCCAUCGUGGAUGGGAUGAAGCUCACCCCAAAUCCGGAGAAGCCCAUGAUCGCACUCUCCAUAGGGGACCCCACUGUGUUCGGGAACCUGCCUACAGACGAUGCCGUGCUUCAGGCCAUGAAAGACGCUAUAGACUCCCAAAAAUACAACGGCUACGCUCCUUCUGUCGGUUACCUGAAGAGCCGCCAGGCUGUGGCCAACUUUUACAGCUGCCCAGAGGCUCCGCUAGAGGCAGAGGAUGUGAUUUUGACCAGUGGCUGCAGUCAGGCAAUUGACCUGGCUAUCAGUGUCCUGUGUAACCCCGGGGACAACAUCCUGGUCCCAUGCCCAGGCUUCUCUUUAUAUAAGACUCUGGCUGUCUCCAUGGGUAUCAAGGUCAAACUGUACAACCUGCUGCCAGAGAAGUCAUGGGAGAUUGACCUGCAACACCUGGAGAGUCUGAUUGAUGAGAGGACAUCCUGUCUGAUUGUUACCAAUCCAUCCAACCCGUGUGGGUCUGUCUUCAGCAAGGAACACCUACAGAAGAUCCUCAAAGUGGCCUCCAGACACUGUGUUCCAAUCCUGGCUGACGAGAUUUACAGCGACAUGGUUUUCCCAGGCUGCAGUUGUCCUUCCAUGGCGUCGCUCAGCAGUGACGUUCCCAUCCUGUCCUGUGGUGGCUUGGCUAAACGCUGGCUGGUCCCUGGCUGGAGGAUGGGAUGGAUCCUCAUCCAUGACAGGAACGAGAUAUUUGGAUCUGAGAUCCGACAGGGGCUGGUGAAGCUGAGCCAACGCAUCCUGGGAGCCUGCAGCAUUGUUCAGGGUGCCCUGGAGAGCAUCCUCAACAACACACCUCAGGCCUUCUACAACAACACCAUCAGCUUCCUAAAGUCCAACUCAGAGAUUUGUUUCAAUGAGCUGUCCACCGUCCCCGGCCUGAACCCCGUCAUGCCCUCAGGAGCCAUGUACCUCAUGGUGGGGAUCGACAUGGAUCACUUUCCAGAUUUUCAGAAUGAUGUGGACUUUACUGAACGGCUGGUAACUGAGCAGUCGGUCUUCUGUCUGCCUGCCUCGGCUUUUGCGUAUCCUAACUUCUUCCGCAUUGUGGUGACGGUGCCGGAGGAGAUGAUGGUGGAGGCCUGCAGUCGGAUCAGGGAGUUCUGCCAGCGCCACUAUCGGCCCCGCAGCCGUGACAGCAAUGAUCUGGACCAGUAAUGGAGCAGAGUCCGACCAGUCUGACAUCCUGGGCCUUAGGAGACGAAAGCCUAAAGGAUGGAUGAACUGUCCUCAGGUCACAUACACCGAUGAGCCAAAGCAUUAUGACCACCCCUGUCUAAUACGCUGCUGGUCCUUCACGUGCCACUGAAACAGCUCUGGGACCUCUGUGAGACCUCUGAGGGUGCAGCGUGCUGGUGGCGUUAGCAGCAGAUCCAUUAAGUCCCGUGUGUGGUCACAGUGUUUUGGCUCAUUGGUGUACACUGAGCUGGAAUCAGCUUUGAAAUUUCAUGCCACCAUGUAAUGAAGGUAGAGAGACAGAAAUCUGAUGUGACAACCGUUGUAGAAUCGUCAUCGCUGUGGCAACAAAAAGCUUGUAAGCAGAAUAAGGGAUGGUCCAUUCAUGGUGUAAUUUUUGAUGUAAACCAUAUGAAAUGAGCAGACCUAAUAUUUAUAUUUUAUACAGGCAACUUAUGUUAACCUCUACUUGUUUUUGUGUAUUUAUAUAAUUUGUGUAACGCUUUGUGUGCCUAUGUAACGUAACCUCUUUGAUAUCACCUGCAGCAUCAUAGACUGUGCAUGCUGUAGACAGCAGCUGGCUUCUUUGCUAUGACAUUUUGAUACUUCACGCCUGUUCUUUACUUUCUGAUCCACAAUUAGAGGAAGUAUAUAUAUAUAUAUAUAUUCAAGAUCAAUGCUUAUCAUUAUGCAUUGAUAAUCUUCUGUAGACUUUGCUUGUAGUAGAAAAUGACUCUCAGUGCAGUGUUAGACAGCAUAGACACGCUCUUUAUCAGAACUCUCUGUACAUUGUUUGUAUGUUAAUUACAACUGUGUAUGAGGUAAAAAAAAUAUGGGGGCAGGGAAUGGGGUAAAUUCUGGGAAAAAACUUUAUGAGAAAAAAACAAUAGUGUUUGUUUUUGUUUUUGUUUUUUUUACUUUGCAUGGUUGGAUAAACCUUAUUGACCACAGAUAUGAAGUGACGUGCUUCCUUGA